Messenger RNA from Ogataea angusta, 669 nucleotides. RefSeq lists its product as uncharacterized. The record is from RefSeq and is a predicted model, not a curated record. Gene Ontology annotation, molecular function: adenyl-nucleotide exchange factor activity. Bases 1 to 669 code for a protein of 222 amino acids. The transcript has 2 exons. Gene Ontology annotation, cellular component: endoplasmic reticulum. Lineage: Eukaryota; Fungi; Ascomycota; Pichiomycetes; Pichiales; Pichiaceae.
AUGCUCUGUUUGCUUCUGUUCGGUGGAAUCUCGUUUGCUAAGCUCAUUUGCCCCGACUCAAAUCCUUUGAAUUGCUACCCUGAGCUUUUUGAACCUUCUGUGGAUUGGAGACCCGUCAAAGAAGGACAAAUCAUUCCGGGCGGACUGGACAUACGGCUGAAUAUAGACACGCUUGAACGGGAAGCUAAACUUACGGGAGAUAUCCAGCCAAACGAGAACGGCAUUGUGAUUGUUUCCGAAGACACCAUGGGGCCAAAUGAAGAACAAAACUUGUCUGAGGCCCUUGGGUACGUUUCAAAGUUUGUGAAUCAUGGAUUUGGCGAUUCAGCUACCCUAAUCAAAAAACUGGAAUAUAUUUCUGAUAUGAGCUCCGACUCCGACUAUGGUGUCGACGCCAUGCAAUUCAUACAGCCAUUGAUCCGACUAUCUGGAUUGUAUGGCGAAGAAGGAUUGAAAGAAAUUAGGGAGGAAGAUCGCGAUGAAAUUAGGGAGCUGGCAUCGAUAAUACUGGCAUCUUCUUUAAGAAAUAAUGCAGAAGCACAGCGGAUGUUUUUACAGUAUUUCUCCAAUCCUAUGGAUUUUGUCGACCAUCUUACAGCGAAAAUCGAUAAUGACGUGCUCCUGAGGCGGAGACUCGGGAUACUUGGGCCCUUGACGACGGCACAUUGA